CGUCAACGCUGGCAGUCGCCUGGCUUGUCUGUAAGGAGACUGUUACAGCAUUUACUACUCUGUCACUGGACGAGAGAGCUGCUGAGUGCAACGGAAACCCCCAGCACACCACAGAGCUGACAGACGUAUAGACCCGGAGCAGACAAAACCCUUCAGACGGCCACGGAGUUGGUAGUCAGUUGAACUUUGUACCAGGAGAGCUGAGCCUGUAUGCUGUGCCCAGACGAGGAAGCAUCAAGUCUGAGAUUGUUUCUCUGUGACAGCAAUCCUGAUAGAUUGGUGUGGUAGUAAUCCUCCUGAGCGAGUUACGGGUGUGAAUGUAGCAGCAGCCUGAUGACGCUGGCCACUCGGAAGCGCAGUGCAGAUGGUGUUCGAGUGCUUGGAACUAGUUUAUUUGGACGAGUUGGACAACGUUCCUGAAACCGGUGAUGACUGAGGUGCGCGAGCGAGCCAGGUAUUUCCCGAGCUCAGAUUCUGGUCGACUGACCACACACGUGGAGAAGAUUAUUCCGACGACACUGGCUGAGCCGAAGAAGACCACUCGAACGAGAUACGCCGACUAUCGAGAAGAAGAGAGAAACGACAAAUUGGCGACAGAGAUGGUGGUUCUGCAAGAGCAUCGAGCGAGAAGCAAUUUUGAACUAUCCUGCCCAGUGGGUGCUAUCGUACUGGUGGUGUGCCAGGACGAUCCUCUCCUGUGGCGUGUGAACUACCAGGACCGGCAGGGCCUCGUACCCAGCUCUUGCUUCCAGCCAGCACCGGCGGACGAGCCAAGUCUCAACCCGUACAGCAGCAAUCAGACGCACUCCGCGAGGGGCCGGCGUCACGCUUUCCCCACCCGGCCGUCUGCACUCUCGCUGCCCACCCUGUUCGAGUCGGAGGCGGCGCAGUUCCACUGCCUGCGUCAAGCGCUGACACCGCCGCCCUCGCGCCGUGCCAUCUCCUGGUUCUGGCCAAGCAACCGACGUCGACACCACCGCACGAUCAGCAGUGAACAACGAGAGGCGGCAAUGGCAGCGCAGAGAGACGCACCAGUGCCCCCGCUGAGACCGGCACACACGUUCGUGGAAGUCAGCCGGAACGAUACACCUCGACGACGCCUGUCGAUGACGCGCUCUGCGGGAUUGCCGUCCGACUGCCGCAACGAGAGCCCCAUGCAAUGCGGAACAGCACUUCAUUUCCGCGAACAUAGCGACGCCACGCGUUCCAUUUCUCUACCCGCCGGCUACUAUCUAGUGAAGAAGAAUGACACGUCGCCGAACCACGCCAACACGUCACCGCAAUCCAGGGCGGCCAAGGCCAAAGCAAAGCUGACGCGUCUUUUCAAUCCGACGGGGAAGAUGAACCGCCCGCUGCCGGUGCCACCGGAGGACGAUGUGUUUCAGAUCAUGUCACCGCCGAUGCACACCACCUGUCACAUAGCCGGGCAGCGCGCCAACGGACAGCCGGUGUUCGCGCAUCACCCCGUUGCCGUGCCGACCGGAGAGCGUGCCGGGCUGCGCCGCAUGGCCAGCUGGAGCGGCAACGGCAGCGUUUCCAUGGUGUCCAAGGAGACGCUCAGCGAGAUCUCGCGCCAGCAGCGGCAUUCGGUGAGUGUGGCCUCACAGCAGCAGCAGCAACAACAGCAACAGCAGUAUCAUUCUGGCCACCAGGCUGCACACUGCCAGUGCUGCUGGGAGCAACAGCAGCAGCAGCAACAACAGCAGCGGCAAGACCAGCACACCAGCUGCACUGAUCACGAAGAGCACGACGUGGUGGAGACACGCUCGCCUUGCCGGCGAAAGCCACUCACGCGUGCCAGUUCUAAUCCGGGACAAUUCAGCGAUUCAUUCUCACCGCAGGCAUCCAUGCAGAGCCGAAGAAAGAAGCGAUCGUUUGACGAGAGUGCAAAAUACCGCGCAUUCGAUUGGUUCUUUGGCCGAAUGACCCGCGACCGUGCCGAGCUGCUCCUGAUCAAGUACGGCAAAGACGAGGAUUACUUGCUAAGAGAGCGCGAAGUGGAGCCUGGGACGUACGCCAUUGCCGUCAGGGCGAGCUCAACGCUGGUGCGCCAUUUCCGAGUGUUUGAGAGCAACCACGGCUACUCGUGCAACCCGAACAGCGACACGCAGUGCCCAUCGCUAGUUGAUCUGGUCCUGCAUCAUGAGAAGCAUGCACUGCAUGGUGCUGGUGCAGCCGCUGACUCUUACUAUCUCUACCACCCACUGGACCGCAGCACAAUACCACUGCGAAUGGGCAUACCGCCCGUGCUGGACGGAAGCGAGGCGGCUAGCUUCACAUCUCCCGACUACCACAACAGCCCCGUUCACUUCUGGAACCAGACGAAGAACUACGUCGAGUCGAACUCCACCAGGCCGCAGCCUGCACCACGCAGCGAGGCAAACUUGCCGAAAGACCACCGCAGUCCAACGAACAAGAAUCAUCUCGAUGACAAACAGACGGAAAGGACAGAUGGGACAGAACAGGCUGACUCUAAACCGGAAAGCAAAGAAGGAAUCACGGCUGUCAAGAAAACCUCGGAUUCACGGAAGGAGAAGGAUUCGUUAUCAUCAAGUCAAACAGCAAAGGAACAUGCCAUUGAGAUUAGCAGCAGCAGCAGCAGCAGCAAGAGCACACAUGAAGGCAAGUCUACAGUGGAACAGCCCUCGUCGAGACAAGCAGCAACAUCACAAGUUGGAGAAGAAGACGGCAACUUUCCAGCGGAGCCCGUAUACAUGUAGUUUGUUACGUUGGCGGCGCGCGCACGGCGGUGCUACUUUGAACAGGCCACACACACCGACAUGACAUGAACUCUAUACCGUUGGAGCAUUGGGUAACCAUGGUUAUGACUACUGCGGGACUAGGUGCUCACUAGAGUCUACAGAUUAUGUGUAGUCAUGGUGAUCAGUGCACGCCGAUAUUCAACAAGUCUGUCAUCUGAGCCGGGACCCGUUUUGUUUGAUAUGACUUGCACUGCUCAAAUCAACACUAAUAAGUACUCUGUCAAUCACCUCACUUCCUAAAAUAAUAAUUAUCUAUUCUAAAACUCCCUAGCUUGCAUGAAGACAAUUGUUAAUAUUUUAUGAGCCUGCUUAUUGCCUCUUUCUAAAUUGAUGAUAGGUUUUUAUGAGGAAAGCUUGCCGCUAACACUCCAUAAGAAAAUUCCAUGUUCUCCUUCA
This is a messenger RNA of Sycon ciliatum, 3158 nucleotides long. RefSeq lists its product as uncharacterized. NCBI's taxonomy places the organism in Eukaryota, Metazoa, Porifera, Calcarea, Leucosolenida, Sycettidae. The record is from RefSeq and is a predicted model, not a curated record. Gene Ontology annotation, biological process: signal transduction; cell migration. Gene Ontology annotation, molecular function: receptor tyrosine kinase binding; signaling adaptor activity. The transcript has 12 exons. The coding region runs from base 429 to 2720 and encodes 763 amino acids.